Oppiella nova is the source of this 1131-nucleotide messenger RNA. The record is from the annotation of a GenBank genome assembly. NCBI's taxonomy places the organism in Eukaryota, Metazoa, Arthropoda, Arachnida, Sarcoptiformes, Oppiidae.
UAUGCCAUAUAUCGCACCGAAAACUUGGCCGACGUUUGGACAGACAUUACGGAGACUCUGAAAAAAGUGGACAAACUCUUGGCUAAGAGGAGGGGCAACGAGAAGUUUUUGUCCGGUGCCGCAUUACCAGGAUUGGUAGACUACGCCAUAUGGCCAUUCAUUGAGCGCCUACCCCAGUCCAUAGACAUUGCUGGCCAUAACUCGGAGGAAUUCCUACGCAAAGAGCUGCCCGCAGUUCAUGACUAUAGAAAGCAAUUGCUGGCCGACCCGACUGUUCAAAAAGUGAGCCUACCCUACGAGCAACUACUGGCCCACACCCGGGAAUACCUUACAAACGAUAAUCCUGAUAAAGUUUACAAAAAAGGUGAUCCCUUUCCAGCCCGUGCUGACCCAAACCUACUUCGCCUAUACAACGUCCCGCACUGUCAGUUCUGCGAACGGGUACGGCUAGUGUUAGCCGCCAAAGGCAUUGAGCAUGAAGUAAUAAAUGUGAAUCUUAAAGACAAACCCGAGUGGCUCCUGGACCGCAACCCAUCGGGCAAAGUACCGGUGCUUGAGAUCGGUCCCGACAGUCAAAUCCUAACCGAGUCGCUCAUAAUUAGUGAGUAUUUAGAUGAGGCCUAUCCUGACAAACAGCGCCUACAGCCUGAGGAUGCCUUCCAGAGGGCCACCGAUCGACUGUUUAUCGAGACAUUCGGCGCCAAAAACACUGUUAUAAAGCAUUUAUACGUAACUGAAAACCUGGCGGACAAGUGGACAGACAUUAUGGAGGGACUGACAGCUCUGAAUAAAGUGCUGUCUAAUAGGCGAUGGAUCCAUAAGUUUAUAUCCGGUGCUGAACAGCCAUGUCUGGCCGACUACAUGGUGUGGCCAUUAAUCCAGGGAUUGGUAGUAUUGGUAGACCUGGCGGGUCAGGACAGGGAGGAACUCAUGCCUAAAUGGUUGCCAGCUCUAUACGACUACUGGCGCCAAAUGCCUACCGACCCCACUGUCCAGAAAGUGUGUCAGCCCCACGAGGCACUGGUAGCCCGUAAUCGAGAUAUGCGUUCAAAGAUAUUUAAAAAGUAGUGCCAAUCAUGUGGUGAAUCAGUAUUUGUUUCGCUUAUUAUUAGUGAUUAUAUUUUAAACAAG